Messenger RNA from Lachnellula hyalina, 1221 nucleotides. It is a transcript of the gene cpc-1, whose product is annotated as Cross-pathway control protein. The record is from RefSeq and is a predicted model, not a curated record. Gene Ontology annotation, molecular function: DNA-binding transcription factor activity. Bases 1 to 1221 code for a protein of 406 amino acids. The transcript is spliced from 2 exons. Lineage: Eukaryota; Fungi; Ascomycota; Leotiomycetes; Helotiales; Lachnaceae. Gene Ontology annotation, biological process: regulation of DNA-templated transcription.
AUGGCUUCCCUCCAGUUCAUCGAGCCUGCCGGCACAUUCUCCUCGUCAAUCCCCGCGCAACAAUCCUCAGGAUCUCUCCGGUCCCUCUCAGCCCCAUCAGCAACAUCAGGACUUUGUUCUGUUCGAGAGCACAGCGCCUUUACAGGCCAAAAUCGUCGUCACUCUGCUCAUCUGACCCCAUCUUCUUCUGCCUCGUCUUUGCAGAACCAGAGAGUCGCUGCGAUCAUAAACGCUACUGGACAUUCUAUUCAUACCUCGGGUCUUACCAACCGGUUUAAUCAAAAUCAAUCCUCUGCGCAGAGCCCUCAUCAGUUCUACGCUUCAUCUGCGCCCUCAUCUUCCACCUCAUUGCAACAACAGCGUCCGACUCGACCUCCGGUCCCGCUGUUUUCGCAAUCCACAGGCAACAUCCCGCAAACUCCAAACAUGGCUAUGCAAGGUACAUUCACUGCUCCAACUUUUGCUGCGAACUCCCAUGACUCACGCCGUACAGACAUGGACCUUUUUGACGAAUUCACUGCAUUCGAGGGUGGAGCCUCGUCUGCCGGCACGUACAACAACCCCUCGGCCUUCCCCUCGCCAGCCGUUCCAACAAUGUACGACAACCAGAAUUUAUCUUCAUCAAGCUCCACCAACAUGGGUACUGUUUCUCCUCAAGAUUUGCUUGUUCGCGAUCCCUUCGCAUCUGCACCAAAUUCCACUUCAUUCACAAACUUGACCUCUCCUUCAACGUACGGCGAGUCUCCCGAAUACAACGGCGAUUUUGACGUAUCUCCAUAUGUCCACGGCGACGAUUUCGGUAAUGCACAGAUUGCUGGUGACCCAUGGUAUCCUCUGUUCCCUCAGGAUGACCAGGUCAGCGAGCAAACAAAAGUCGAAGAGUCACCUCUUCUCCCCGAGGAGGAGCUUGAGGUUUCUGAGCAUCUCCGCGCAUCUGGCCGUCGUCGCUCCGGUACAGCUGGGUCUCCACCUGGCUCUCACUCAUCUGUCUCUGGCGUCAACUCUCGAAAGCGCGACAAGCCUCUUCCACCUAUCAUCGUUGAAGAUCCUAACGACACAAUCGCCAUGAAGCGAGCACGCAAUACUCUUGCAGCUCGUAAAUCUCGACAACGGAAGAUGCAGAAGAUGGAAGAGCUUGAGGACGAGCUCGAGAAGGUUAGGAAUGAACGUGAUCACUGGAAGAGCAUUGCUUUGAAGCGUGGGGGUGGAUCAUCUCACUGA